Molecule: messenger RNA, 3616 nt
Organism: Amphibalanus amphitrite
Lineage: Eukaryota; Metazoa; Arthropoda; Thecostraca; Balanomorpha; Balanidae
Product: cGMP-dependent 3',5'-cyclic phosphodiesterase-like
Exons: 16
Coding region: 407-2728 (773 amino acids)
Biological process (GO): regulation of mitochondrion organization; cGMP catabolic process; negative regulation of receptor guanylyl cyclase signaling pathway
Cellular component (GO): mitochondrial inner membrane; cytosol; nucleus
Molecular function (GO): 3',5'-cGMP-stimulated cyclic-nucleotide phosphodiesterase activity; protein homodimerization activity; 3',5'-cyclic-GMP phosphodiesterase activity
Source: RefSeq, a predicted model, not a curated record
GACUUGACGUCACCUACGCUUAUAAUGACUUUUUAACGAAAAGUACUUCGGAGAUGCUCCGGGGCACAGCACAUUUACAGAACAUUCAUAGAAACCGUGCGUGAUAAGCGCCUGUCCGUGAUAUCCGCUCGGCCGCGUCUCGGCGGUGCGCGGGCGGAGGCGGUCCGUCGCCGGCGCCGGGUGCUAUCGGUCGGCUCCCGUGCCGCGGCUGCCGCCGCCCGACGGAGCCGUCAGUAGCGGGCCUCCGUCGAGCGCGAGCGGCGGCGGGGCGGUGAGCGGAGAGACAGCAGUGGUGCGGAGAAUACAGACUGAACGUCGCAGCGGCCGGGCAGCUCUGCGGUCCUGAAGGCGUAUGCCUGGGUGACUUACGAGCCAGUGGACUUAAUACUGAAUAGUGCCCACUGUGAUGGCUCCACAGCUGACUUUAGAGCCAGCUCGGCUCCUGCAACUGGUUGUCUCCAUCAACACCCAUGACCCCAUCAAGAUCCAGUGCAAAGUCAACCAGUUUCUGCGGGAGGAGACGGGCGCGUCGGCGGUGUUUUGCGUCAUCUACUGCCGGGACCGGGAGGACCUGUUCUGCCAGGUGGUCAACCAGACGACGCUGCCGCUGGAGGAGCGAUUGCCGGCGGACCACCCUCUGCUGGGCGGCGCUCUGCGCUCCCCCAGUCCGCUGUUCCUGCCCGGAGUACGGCUCAGCGAACUGAGCUCGGCCGUGGCGGCGGCUGCCGGCGUCGACUCCGACUCUGACUCCGACUCCGGUGGAGGCCUUCUGGUCGUGUCGGCCAGCUGGGGCGACGCCACCCAGCCGGGCCUGCUGGUCUGUCUGGCCGGCCGGGCGGCGCCCUUCGCCAUGGAGGACGCUCUCCUCGUGCGUCACGUGCUCGGCCAUGUGUUUGGUACGUUGAUGCACGCAGUCACCUCUGCAGAGGCGCAGCGGGUCCAACUGCAGUGCCGCUCACUGCUGAGAGUCGCCCAGAGCAUAUUUCGACACAUCGGUGACGUCACAGUGCUUCUGCGGGACAUCAUGACGCAGGCGCGGAACCUGACUGGCGCCGAGCGCUGCUCGCUGUUCCUCGUGGACAAGCGGACCAACGAGCUGGUGGCAAAGGUGUUCGACGUGGCUGACGAUGCCGAACAGAUUCCCUCCAGGAGCGACGACCAAGAAGAGAUCCGUCUGCCGAUGGUGACGGGCAUCGUCGGCUCGGUGGCGGCCUCGGGGGAGCUGCUCAACAUCCGAGACGCGUACGCCCAUCCGCUCUUCUACCGGCAAAUGGAUGAGAACACCGGCUUCCGGACCAGGAACAUCCUGUGUUUCCCCAUCAAGGACGACAAGGAAGUGCUAGGCGUGGCCGAACUGUGCAACAAGGUGACCGGUCCGCACUUUACGAGGUUUGACGAGGAGGCGGCGCGGGCCUUUGCCAUCUACUGUGGCAUCGCGCUGGUCAACUCCUUCAUGUACCGCAAGAUCAUGGACACGCAGGAGCGCGUCCAGCUCUCCAACGAGCUCAUGAUGUACCACAUGCAGGUAUCGCGGGAGGAGACUGACCAGCUGUGCGCAGAAAACACGGGCUCUGUGGCGCGCUACUCGCCCUCCUUCACGGCCUGGGAGUACUUCCCGCGCGACCUGGAGGAGCGCCGGUGGCCCGCCGCCGUGCUGGCCAUGUACGAGGACCUGGGACUGGUGCAUCGGUUCGGCAUCGAGCGGAGUACUCUGGCCAGGUUCGUGUUGAUGGUGCGGAAAGGCUACCGCGACCCGCCCUACCACAACUUCAGCCACGCCUACUCCGUGGCACACUUUGCCUACCUCAUGUUGAAGAAUCUGCAGCUGGUGGAGAGCAGGUGUUUAGAUGACUUGGAGAGCCUGUCUCUGCUGACGGCGUGUCUCUGUCACGAUCUGGACCACCGGGGGACCACCAACAGCUUCCAGGUGGCGUCGCGCUCCGUCCUGGCCUCCCUCUACUCGUCUGAGGGCAGUGUGAUGGAGCAACACCACUUUGCGCAGUCGGUGUGCAUAUUGAACACGGACGGCUGUAACAUUCUCAGUGAGCUGCCUCCCAAAGACUACACCCAGUGUCUGGACAUGGUGCGCGGCAUGAUACUCGCCACCGACCUGAGUCGCCACCUCAGCAUCAUGACAGAGCUGGAGGCGAUGGCGUCCGGCGGCUACCGCUCAUGUGAACCACGCCACCGCCGGCUGCUGCACUCGCUUCUGAUGACCGCUGCUGACCUCUCCGAUCAGACCAAGCGCUGGCUCAGCAGCAAAAAGGCCGCGAAACUGGUGUACCGCGAGUUCUUCUCCCAGGGCGAUAUGGAGAAGCAGAUGGGUAACGACCCCUCGGAAAUGAUGGACCGCGAGCGCGCCUUUAUACCGAAACUGCAGAUUCAGUUCCUGGAUGACAUCGCCCUGCCGGUAUACAGCCUGAUGGGAUCGCUGUUCCCCGCCUGUGAGGAGGUGUACGCGCAGACCAAGGCAAAUCGGCGCUGCUGGCAGCGAAUGGCUGACAUAUGCAGUCGCCGAAACGCCACAAACGUGCAGAGCAUUGACGUGUUCGACAAUGAGCGGUUGGACGAGGAGGUGCUGGCCUCUGACGGUGAGUCCAACAGUGUGCAGUGCGCCACCGCGCCACCAGGUGGCUCUACUGUGGCCAACAGUCGGCUCUCGUCACUGCGACCGUAUGUUUCGGGCGUGCUACCGUGCUGCGUCAGCAAGAACGAGGUGAUGGAGUGAGCCGCGUGCCGGCCGGCGUCCAACGGCGACCGGCCGGCCACCGCUGCCGCUCAGUCGACGGAGGCGCCACCUAUACCGUGGCGACGGUGGCGCCACCCGCCGCUGCGGCCGACCGCCGCAGUGCACACCACUCACAUCUGAUAUUAGUCGUCUCUUGCCAGUGAUCAGUUGGUGCGAUAUUAUUGAGCUGCGGUGGUUGUGGAGCGCGGGUGCACGAAGUGCUUCGUUACGGCGCUCUCCAAGCUGCGGGGUAGAGCUACUGUGUUCAUCGCUGCCUCAUUGCUGAAUGUCAAUCCACGCUGUUUCUGCGGGACCCCGUUUGGCGUGUACUCUGUCCUCAGUUUUCUCCGGGAUAACUGUUGGAUGCCGCGCCAGAUGUGUUGAUGUUGCGUGCAGAGUGGAUGUGGCCGGUAGCCUGCUGUGUAGUGCGGGUGUGGUGCUCUGAGAGUGCGGUCAGCUCUGGGCCGGGGCGUUUAUUGCUGGCUAACCGGCCGGUGUUGAGUCAGUUGUGUGAAGGUGUUUAUGGUGGGCUGUUAUGUCUGUGGCGGCGUGUUGGGCCACCGUGCGGACUGCGGACCAAUAGGGGCGUGUGCGCACGCGGUGAUACUGCGCCGCGCGCGACAUGUGAGACUAGUACAAAGAGGCAGGCCGGCGCAGCGACAAAUCAGAGCGGCGCCCGGUGAUACUCACGUAGGUGGCGUCACCUAUACUGCGGCGGUGGCGCCACCUGCCGAAACUGACAGGGUGCUGGUGUGCGGACCGCCGCGGUCGCGGGACAGCGGUUGUCUGUUGCGAGCUGUCCGCGGCUUUGCCCGCUUGGCAAUCGGCGUCCAACUCUCAUCGAGACUUUCUAGCAGCCAAUAUAUGGUCACAUGUGAUGUUUCAAAA